AUGAGUGCCCACGCCAUCCCCGCUCCCACCGCGGACAACACUAGGCCUGCCGUCGACAAGGUCGUGCAGGACAUCGCCGACUAUGUUCACGACUACGAGAUCAAGUCCGAUUUGGCUUGGGAGACCGCCCGUCUGUGUUUGAUCGAUACCCUUGGGUGCGGACUGGAGGCAUUGAACUUUGAGCAGUGCACCAAGCUUUUAGGCCCGGUUGUUGAGGGAACCGUCGUCCCCAACGGCACCAAAGUCCCCGGCACCCCCUACCAGCUAGACCCGAUCCGAGGCGCCUUCAACAUCGGCACGGCUAUCCGCUGGCUAGACUACAACGACUGCUGGCUGGCGGCCGAGUGGGGCCACCCCAGCGACAACCUUGGCGGCAUCCUCGCAGUCGCGGACUGGCUUGCCCGCACCAACAAGGCCAACGGCGGGCCGGUCCCGACCAUCAAGGACGUUCUCGAGGCGAUGAUCAAGGCGCACGAGAUCCAGGGCGGCCUCGCGCUUGAGAACUCGUUCAACCGCGUCGGCCUCGACCACGUCGUCCUCGUCAAGGUCGCUACCACCGCCGUGGUGUCCAAGCUCCUCGGCCUGACCAAGGAGCAGACGAUUGAUGCCGUGUCCCAGGCGUGGGUCGACGGCCAGUCCUUGCGGACCUACCGUCACGCACCCAACACCAUGUCCCGCAAGUCGUGGGCGGCCGGCGAUGCCUGCUCCCGUGCGGUCAACCUGGCACUCAUGGUCAAGAACGGCGGUGUGCAGGGGAUCCCGUCGGUGCUCACCGCCAAGAUCUGGGGCUUCUACGACGUACUUUUCAACGGCAACGAGUUCAAGUUCCAGCGGCCAUACGGCAGCUACGUGAUGGAGAACGUUCUGUUCAAGAUCUCGUUCCCGGCCGAGUUCCACAGCCAGACGGCGUGCGAAGCCGCCAUGACGCUGCACGGCCAGCUCAAGAAGCUUGGCAAGUCCUCAGACGACAUCGCAUCGAUCCGCAUCCGCACGCAGGAGGCCGCCGUCCGCAUCAUCGACAAGAAGGGCCCGCUCAACAACUACGCCGACCGCGACCACUGCAUCCAGUACAUGGUCGCCGUCCCGCUGAUUUACGGCCGCCUCACCGCCACCGACUACAACGACGACAUCGCGGCGGACCCGCGCAUCGACGAGCUCCGCGCAAAGAUGGAGUGCGUCGAGGAUAAGACUUACUCCCUCGAGUACCACAACCCCGAUAAGCGCUCCAUCGGAAACGCCCUCCUUGUCACCCUUAAGGACGGCACCGAGCUGCCAGAGGUCGCCGUCGAGUACCCCGUCGGCCACAAGUUCCGCCGCGCGGAGGGAAUCCCCCUGCUCGUGGAGAAGUUCAAGCGUCACGUCGCUGGAAGACUCGGGCAGCAGCAGACGGAUAGAAUUUACGCCGCCAGCGAGAACCUGGAGGCGCUGCAGAAGAUGAGUGUCGAUGAGUACGUCGACAUGUACGUUACCAAGGCGUAG
Molecule: messenger RNA, 1479 nt
Organism: Tricharina praecox
Lineage: Eukaryota; Fungi; Ascomycota; Pezizomycetes; Pezizales; Pyronemataceae
Product: MmgE/PrpD family-domain-containing protein
Exons: 3
Coding region: 1-1479 (492 amino acids)
Cellular component (GO): mitochondrion
Molecular function (GO): 2-methylcitrate dehydratase activity; 2 iron, 2 sulfur cluster binding
Source: RefSeq, a predicted model, not a curated record